AUGACCAAAACUUUGGGGGGCCGCGCGCGCUCACCUCGCCCGCCCAGCGGACGCCCGCCCCGCGCCCCGCGCCCAGCCUACUCCGCGGGGGGCGGUGGUGGCUGGCCGGCCGUUGUUGUUGUUGUUCUGGAGGUGGGGGUGCUUUGGGGGAUAUUUUUUUUCCAUUUUUUUCUGUUGGAGGAUCAAGACCGCCCCCCCCCAAAAAAAAUCCACGAUCAAAAUGUGUCCGCACUAGAUUUCUCCCGGAAGAAGCGGCGAUCCGGAGGGCACCAAGGGGCGCUCCGGCGGGUGACAGACGCCGCUCGAUCCGUGACUGUGGGAAGGAGGAGCGGCGCUGACAUCUCCCCCGGCGGCGCGUCUUAUGUUCCCGAGGAGGAAUUGAAGGCGGCGGAAAUAGAUGAGCAGCACGCGGAGGAUGGUGGGCUGUCCGCGGACAUUCAGGAGAGCCAGUUCGCGUGUAAUGAAGAGGCAGAGAUCAAAGAGCCCCAGAGCUACCAGAACUCUCCCGUCAGCACUGCCACCAACCAGGACGCUGGCUACGGGUCCCCCUUCAGCGAGAACAGCGACCAGCUGGCCCACUUCAAGAACUCCUCCUCCAGAGAAGAGAAGGAGGACGCCCAGGGCCCCGACGGCAUCUCGUACCCUCAGGACAGCUUGGCACAAAUCAAAGCCGUGUAUGCAAACUUGUUCUCGGAGUCCUGCUGGUCUAGCUUAGCUUUGGAUUUAAAGAAGUCCAGUUCGACCACCAGCAACAGCGAUGCUGGCCAGAAGGAGAGCUCCGCUCCGCCCCCCACGCCCCCCACCAGCACUGCCAGCACCACGGCCGCGGCAGGGGCGGCGGCGGCGGCCGGGACCGCCAGCACCAGCAGCAGCACCAGCAGCAGCCACAGCAGCAGCACCAGCAGCAGCGGCGGCGGCGGCUCUGGGUACGACUGGCACCAGGCCGCGCUGGCCAAGACGCUGCAGCAGACCUCGUCGUACGGGCUGCUGCCGGAGCCCAGCCUGUUCAGCACGGUGCAGCUCUACCGGCAGAACAACAAGCUGUACGGCUCGGUGUUCACCGGGGCCAGCAAGUUCCGGUGCAAAGACUGCAGUGCUGCCUACGACACCCUGGUGGAACUGACGGUGCACAUGAAUGAGACGGGCCACUACCGGGACGACAACCGGGACAAGGAGUCGGAGAAGACCAAGCGCUGGUCCAAGCCCCGGAAGCGCUCCCUGAUGGAGAUGGAGGGCAAGGAGGACGCGCAGAAGGUGCUGAAGUGCAUGUACUGCGGACACUCCUUCGAGUCCCUGCAGGACCUGAGCGUCCACAUGAUCAAAACAAAGCAUUACCAGAAAGUGCCUCUGAAAGAGCCAGUGCCAGCCAUCACCAAGCUGGUCCCUUCAACCAAGAAGCGAGCACUUCAGGACCUGGGGUCUCCUUGCUCCCCGGAGCCAGUGGGGGUGGCCUCCGAGGCGGCGCUGGGAGACGCGGCCAAGGACCAGAAAGCGGCAAACCCGUACGUCACGCCCAACAACCGCUACGGCUACCAGAACGGGGCUAGUUACACGUGGCAGUUCGAAGCCCGCAAAGCUCAGAUCCUCAAGUGCAUGGAGUGUGGCAGCUCCCAUGAUACCUUGCAGCAGCUCACGGCCCACAUGAUGGUCACCGGCCACUUCUUGAAGGUGACCACCUCCGCCUCCAAGAAAGGGAAGCAGCUGGUGCUGGACCCCGUGGUGGAGGAGAAGAUCCAGUCCAUACCCCUGCCCCCCACCACUCACACCCGGCUGCCAGCCUCCGGCAUCAAGAAGCAACCCGACUCCCCCACCGGCUCCAUGGCUCCGGAAGAAAAGAAAGAGCCGGACAAGGAGAAGGAGAAGGUGCCGGCGGCGGGGGGAGACCCAGAGAGGAAGAUCAAGGAGGAGAGCGAGGAAGGCUCGGAGAAGUUUGAGCCCACGACGGCCCUCUACCAGUACCUGCGCGAGGAGGACCUGGAUGACAGCCCCAAGGGGGGCGUGGACAUUCUGAAGUCCCUGGAGAACACGGUGUCCACGGCCAUCAGCAAGGCCCAGAACGGCGCGCCCUCGUGGGGUGGCUACCCUAGCAUCCACGCGGCCUACCAGCUGCCGGGCACGGUAAAACCUCUGCCGGCGGCCGUGCAGAGCGUGCAGGUGCAGCCGUCCUACGCCAGCGGCGUGAAGGCACUGUCCUCCGCCGAGCACAGCGCCCUCCUGCCCUCCCCGGGGAGCCUCACCCCGCCUCCGCACAAGAGCAACGUGUCUGCCAUGGAGGAGCUGGUGGAGAAGGUCACGGGCAAGGUCAGCGUCAAGAAGGAGGAGAGGCCAGCCGAGAAGGAGAAGGGGUCCCCGGCCAAGGCUGCCUCCCCGGGGGCAAAGGAGAACAAAGAUUUCCCCAAGUCAGAGGAGACCGGCAGCAAGCCACAGAAGAAGGGCCUGGAUGCCGAGACGGAGAAGGCCAAAAAGGAGGGUCCGGCGGACGCCCACACCCCAAACGGCACAGAGCCUCUCAAAGCCAAGGUCACCAACGGCUGCAGCAACCUGGGCAUCAUCACGGACCACUCGCCAGAACCUUCCUUCAUCAAUCCACUCAGUGCGCUGCAGUCCAUCAUGAACACCCACCUGGGCAAGGUCUCCAAGCCCGUGAACCCCUCCCUGGACCCGCUGGCCAUGCUGUAUAAAAUCAGCAACAGCAUGCUGGACAAGCCCGUGUACCCCAGCACCCCGGGAAAGCAGAGCGACCCCAUCGACCGCUACUACUACGAGAACAGCGACCAGCCCAUAGACUUGACCAAGUCCAAGAACAAGCCCCUGGUCUCCGGCAUGGCCGAGCCCGUGGCGUCGCCGCUGCGGGAGAGCGCGCUCAUGGACAUCUCCGACAUGGUGAAGAACCUCACGGGCCGCCUCACCCCCAAGUCCUCCACGCCCUCCACGGUCUCGGAGAAGUCGGAUGCCGAUGGCAGCAGCUUCGAGGAGGCGCUGGAUGAGCUGUCCCCUGUCCACAAGAGGAAAGGACGCCAGUCCAACUGGAACCCGCAGCACCUGCUCAUCCUGCAGGCCCAGUUCGCCUCCAGCCUGCGGGAGACGGCGGAGGGCAAGUACAUCAUGUCGGACCUGGGCCCGCAGGAGCGGGUGCACAUCUCCAAGUUCACCGGCCUCUCCAUGACCACCAUCAGCCACUGGCUGGCCAAUGUGAAGUACCAGCUGCGGAGGACAGGAGGAACGAAAUUCCUCAAGAACCUCGACACAGGGCAUCCUGUUUUCUUUUGCAACGAUUGUGCCUCUCAAUUCAGAACUGCUUCUACAUACAUCAGCCAUCUUGAGACUCACCUGGGCUUCAGCCUCAAGGACCUCUCCAAGCUGCCGCUCAGUCAGAUUCAGGAGCAGCAGAGCGUCUCCAAAGCCCUGGCCAACAAGACAUUGGGCCCCCUGGGGGCGGCCGAGGAAGACUUAGGCUCCACAUUCCAAUGCAAACUCUGUAACCGGACUUUUGCCAGCAAGCACGCAGUCAAACUGCACCUCAGCAAGACGCACGGCAAGUCUCCAGAGGAUCACCUGAUCUACGUGACCGAGCUGGAGAAGCAGUAAUGUCCCCGCUGUGCACGGGCCCGCUGGACAGCACACUCACUCCCCGUCACCCUCCAACCGCACCAGGCCAAGCCUGAGCCGCCCACGCCAGCCCUUCCUUGGUUGCUGAACUACCUGCCUAUCUGGACCUUGGUUUUUCUUACACAUAUUUUGUAGUUAUAUUUAUAUGCUCUUUGUCGGGUCUGUGCAUGUUAUUUUCUUUUCUUGCUUCUUUUUUUUUUUUUUUUUUUUUUACUUCCGUGAGUCAAAGUCUGACCUUUAUUUUCAACAUCUGUUCUUGGUGUUAAGCUAUCUUUUGUAGGAAACAGUGGGGCAUACUACUCAGUAAAGAAAGACACAAAUAGCAAUGAUAAAAAGACAUCCUAAACUUAGGAAGUUGCCAUGACAGUAAAGGUCAUAGAAUCUGGUAGUGUCAAAUUUAACCCUUUGAGGACUUGUAAUUGCAUCUCUGUGCCUUUCACUCAAAAAAAAAAAAAAAAACCAACAAAAAGAGAAAAAAAGAAUAAAAAGGCUUAAAGGCAUUUCAUUCAGAUCAAAAGCUGUGUCAGACACAAAACUUAUUUAAUAAUUAAAAGAUGAGCUUUUCUAUGCAGGCUGGUCUGUGUGGGAGACUUGCAUGCUCCCUUGGAGGAUGGCGCUGUCAAAAAGACCCCUGGGGUUAGCAGUCCACACCUGCACCCGUUUCAAACAGAAAACAAAACACCAAAAACACAAACAACAAUCACCACCACCAAUACCCCAGUUGCCACUAAGCCCAGACCCUCUGGAUGCUGAAAAAUGCCACUAUUGGCAAGAAAAAAAAAUAGUAUGCAAGCUAUUAUUUAAAAAGAAAAAAUGUAUAAAAAUGCUAUUUCUUUCGUUUUUUUUUGUUCCUGUAAAAUACUGCGGUUUAUAGUUAUUUACAAAUGUAAGCUUUGGUACAAGCUGACCUUUCUAUAGCGUGCUGCAUUGAUAAAUGGAAAAAAAAAUCUGGGGCAAAUGUUGGAGUCCUUUCCUUGUAAAUUACCAACAUCAGCUUAUGCACUUCUGUAGGUUAUAAAUGGUAUCAUUUUAAUCUAUCCUACUUUCUUUGUACCUUCUGGCUGUAUGCUUUCUCUUUUAACUUUUUAUAUUGUCAUUUUAUAUUAAAUUUCUGUGUAUAUAAUGUAAAACCACACUUUUUUGGAUAAAAGUUAGUUCCUGCAGCUUGAUUUAAAUAGAGGAAUUUUACGGGCACCUGUAUCUUCCCAGAUGCAUGUACUCAGAGGAACUAUCAGGCAAAAAUAAAUAAAGAAAAACAAAGCAAGCAAUGCACUAUUAAUGAUACAUUUUGAUGUUUGUCAUUAAUAUUGUACAGUACAUUUUGGUUCACACAAUUAAAAUCCACUGUUUUCUCACAUGUAAAAUAAAUCCACACGCAGUUCUUGAUUUA
Dipodomys ordii (Ord's kangaroo rat) is the source of this 4999-nucleotide messenger RNA. RefSeq names its product teashirt zinc finger homeobox 1 (gene Tshz1). Lineage: Eukaryota; Metazoa; Chordata; Mammalia; Rodentia; Heteromyidae. The record is from RefSeq and is a predicted model, not a curated record. Gene Ontology annotation, cellular component: nucleus. Gene Ontology annotation, biological process: regulation of transcription by RNA polymerase II. The transcript has 3 exons. Bases 1 to 3588 code for a protein of 1195 amino acids. Gene Ontology annotation, molecular function: DNA-binding transcription factor activity, RNA polymerase II-specific; DNA binding.